Messenger RNA from Ornithorhynchus anatinus (platypus), 4259 nucleotides. It is a transcript of the gene IRAK1, whose product is annotated as interleukin 1 receptor associated kinase 1. The transcript has 14 exons. The record is from RefSeq and is a predicted model, not a curated record. Gene Ontology annotation, biological process: signal transduction; protein phosphorylation. Gene Ontology annotation, molecular function: ATP binding; protein kinase activity; protein binding. The coding region runs from base 54 to 2438 and encodes 794 amino acids. Lineage: Eukaryota; Metazoa; Chordata; Mammalia; Monotremata; Ornithorhynchidae. Gene Ontology annotation, cellular component: plasma membrane.
GUCGGGGCCCCGGAGCCCUCUUCCUCUAUGGGCCGGAGAGGCCACGGCGGCCCAUGUGCCGCCAGGGUGUGAGACGGAGGCCGAGGGGCAUGGCGGGGGGCGCCGACCCCGGGGACCCCGGAGGCCCCGGCUCCCAGUAUUUCGUCUACGAGGUGCCCGCCUGGAUCAUGUGCCGCUUCUACAAUGUGAUGGACACGCUGGAGGACUCGGACUGGAACAAGUUCGCCUCCCUGAUCGUCCGGGACCAGACGGAGCUACGGCUGCACGAGCGGACGCCUGCCCGCACUGCCAGCAUCAUGUGGCCCUGGGUCAACCGCAACGCCCGCGUCGGCGACCUCAUUCAGAUCCUGACCGACCUCCAGCUGCUCCGGGCCCGGGACAUCAUCACCUCCUGGCAUCCUCCUCCACGGUUGCUGCAUGGGGCUCCGCUGCACCCCACCCCCUUGGAGUACAGGCCGGCCCCGCCGCGCCUCGCCCCCUCCCCCGGGCCUGGGCCCAGCCAAGGGGACACCGCCACGAUGCCAAAGAAGCUGCCCUCCUCCUUCUCCUCCACCUCCACCUUCCCCUCUCCAGGCUUUCUCUCGGACUGUGUGCCCGCAUCCCACCCACCCCUGAACCUCCAGCACCAAGGCCCCUCUGCUCCUGCGCCUCCCAGUUUAAACUCCAGCUCCUUGUCCUCCGAGAAGCAGAAAGAAGAACGUUCCUGCUUCUCGGAACUGGCGGGCGGGCGGGCCCCCUUCCGCUGGCCAUUCCCGGAAGUGUCCCAGGGCACCAGGAACUUCUCGGAGCAACUGAAGAUCGGGGAGGGUGGUUUCGGCUGCGUGUACCGGGCCACCAUGAGGAACACGGAGUAUGCGGUGAAGAAGCUGAAGGAGGUGAAGGACGCAGAGCUGGAGUGGAGUGUGGUGAAGAAGAGCUUUGUGACAGAAGUGGAAAAACUCUCCCGGUUCCGCCACCCCAACAUCGUGGACUUUGCUGGCUAUUGUGUGGAGGGCGGGCUAUACUGCCUGGUCUACGUGUUCCUGCCGAAUGGCUCCCUGGAGGACCGGCUUCACGGCCAGAGGAGAAGCCUCGCCCCUCUCUCCUGGGCCCAGCGGGUGGACAUUCUCGUGGGCACUGCCAGGGCCAUCCAGUUCCUGCACCGUGACAACCCCAGUCUGAUCCACGGAGACGUGAAGAGUUCAAAUAUCCUCCUGGACGAGAAGCUGACGCCGAAACUGGGUGACUUUGGCCUGGCCCGCUUCAGCCGGUUCACCGGCGCCAGUUCCGGUAGGAGCAGCUCGCUGGCCCGGACGCAGACGGUGCGGGGCACGCUGGCCUACCUGCCCGAAGAGUACGUGAAGACAGGGAAGCUGACUGUGGAAAUCGACACGUACAGUUUUGGCGUGGUGUUGCUGGAGAUCCUGACAGGACGAAGAGCCAUGGAGUCGGCCGGGGACGGCCGGUCGCGAGCCAAGUACCUCAAAGACCUGGUGGAGGAGGAAGACGUAGAGGCCGACGAGCCGCAGAAGAGGAAUUGGCCCUCGACCAGCGGGGACAUCUCGGCGUCGGAUGUUCGGGCGGCGGCAGUGGCCACGCGGCUCUACAGGAAGCAUUUGGACUCAGUGGCGGGGCCGUGUCCUGAGGAAUUGGCCAGGGAGUUGGGCCAGUUGGCCUGCCGGUGUCUCCAUCGCAGGGGCAAGAGACGGCCCCUGAUGACUGAGGUCUACGAGAGGCUGGAGAAGCUGCAGACCAGGGGAGACCAGUCCUAUGGGCAAGACACCGGCAGGAGCAAGGGGCCGGCCUCCCCCCAGGAGAAUUCUUACAUGUUCACUCCCCACUGUGCACCUGAGGACAGAGAAGGCUUUCGAAUCCCCCACUACAGGGUUAGCGGUCCCCAGCCCCUCCAAACCAAAGGGGAAGCCUACCUAAGGGGGCACUUCCGGCCUCGCCCCAACCAGCCGGUGGAGAGUGACGAGAGCGUGUCCGACGCCUGUGCCGCGGUCGGCUCCUUGAGCUUGAGCUACACCUCGGCACAGAGCCCGAGUCCACCGGGAGGCCCGGGGGGGCCGACUGGGGGGACGCCGGCAGCUGGCUCCCUCGCUGAGCCGCAGAGCUGGGGUCGUGGGGCUCCGGCAGCUUGGGGCCACAAUUUCCCGGCCUCAGUGGACUCUGGGCAAGGAGGCUCGGGUCGGUGUUGGGAAGACCAGGCCCAAGAGGAGAGCUCCAGGCUGGGCCGGACAUCGUCUGAGGAACACAGUUCUCAAGGUGACUCAUUGCCUGUGAGCCACCAGAUAAUCAUUAACCCUGCCCGGCAGAAGUUUGUCCAGAAGUUGGCACUGUACAAAGAUGGGGUGCUGGACAGUUUGGAACUCCUCUCUUCUAGCUCCUCCCCAGGGUUGGCACCAGAGCCCAGAACCUCCCAGGGUCCAGAGGAGAGUGAUGACUUUCAGAGCUGAGUUGCAUAUGUGGACAGAUACCCAAAUGUGGAAGAAAAAGUUCUCAUCGUUGGAAGUUCUCAAAGUCCAAGAACACUUACCCCUCAGGCUCAUCCCAACUGCGUUGUGGGUAGCGGGAAUGAAGGCCCGGGCCCGCUGCAAGGGAGAGGAGAGCAGAGGCUAGGAGAAGGAUCCCAGAGGAUGAAGAUGGUCACUCCAAGAGCUGCCGGGACCCUUGUCCCAGCGGUCUAGAGGCCAGAGGUUUCACGCGGAUAGCUUCCAAACAGAUUCCGACGUCCCCGUUGACCCUCCCAUCCAACUUUUUCAGAAUGCUUCAGAUUUCUCCAGUGAGACCUUUCAGAUCCGAUCCCCUGAUGAGGAACCGUGCCGUUUUGUAUUUUGAGAGCUUGAAGUUGGGAGGCCCUCACUGUUAACGUUGGCAGGAAUCUCUUCAUCAGCUUGCGGUACUCUGUGCCAGCCAGCUCCAUGCCACACACCUGGAGUUAGUACUGGGGAGGAGAAAGGGUUUCACCAGAACAGCACAACUCUCUCCAUGUUGCUGGGACAUUUACCACCAGGGCGGGGAGAGAUGUGUGUGUCUGCAAAGAGUAUGGCAAUUCACCUUUCCCUACUGUUAGCAAGGGCUGGGCUGGGGGAGGUGAGUUAGAGGUUUUUGUUGAUGGAAUUGGGAGUAGGUGGGGGAUUUUAACAUCUUCCUUCUCCUAAGAGUUUGACUUGAAAAAAGCCAGUUCCUGAGAGGGCACUUCAGAAGUGGUCACACCCUCAAUCAACGGUAUUGAUUGAGUGCUUAGUGUGGGCAGGGCUCUGUACUAAGUGCUCGGUAGAUGCGGUCCUGGCCCCCUAGGAGCUCAAAGUCUAGAGGGGCUCACAUCAUUCAGACAAACACUGUGAGCCGAUCACAGCCCCAAAGCUACGCUCCCCAGGAGGAAGGGAAGAUUCUGAACAGUAAUUUAGGUGCAUCCGUAUGCACCUGUGAGGACUCGGAUUAAAAAUUGAUAAGACUAGCUACACACUGCAUCGUUAAGCUUUUUGGACCAACGGAGGCGAAACUUUUUUCAAGGGGGCAAAGCCAUCAAAAUCUGAGGACUUGAUGCUCCCCAGUCCUCUGUCUGAAGAUAUUUCUCUCCUUGUUCUGACCCUGGAGCAGGAACAAUCAAUCAUUGGUAUUUAUUGAGCGCUUACUACAUGCAGGGCACUGUGGUAAGCACGUGGGAGAGUAUGAUAUAACUCAGUUGGUAGGCACGUUCCCUGCCCACAGCGAGCUGACAGCCUAGAGGAAGGAGACUCUGAUGUUUAAGUCUCAAGUAACACAUCGGGUCUUUUGGCACCACAUCUGCCGACGACUGCGCUUCCGUGCUCAUGUCUAACGAAAAGACUCAAAUGCCUGAAGGUCUCUAGCUUUAGCCAGUUCUUCAGGCCAAACAGAAGGGGUUGCCAACAGCAGACACCUGGGAGGCAGCACCGUUCUGUCAGGCUCAUGAGAUUUCUGAUUUGGGGCAGGAGAAGAAAGACUGUAUUGAAGCGACAGAAAGGGGAAGAGGAAGGUGCAGCAGUGGCUGAAGUGCAGAGCGAACCGUAUUCAUACUUGAAAAAAACAACAACCAACCAAAUCCUUCACGAUAAGUAACUGCUCUGAAAGGCUCAGACGCCCUGCAGACGCCGGUGGACACAGAGCUGUUGGGUUGGAUGGUUUCGCUUCCUCCCAACCGACCUCUCAUCACUACGUAGAAGGCCCGGUGGGGCCAACUUGGAACAAAGCUAUGCAUUGGUGAAGAUGAAGUUUUUCCCAGAGCAAUAAAGUGUUUUUUGUAUAUUUUUUAA